UGGGAAGAGAAGGACACACAGAGAACAUCUCGUCUGGUGUCUGGAUCCAAGUUUACCAUAGAUCAGGUAAUCCCUCCCCAUCGAGCGAUCCUGGAGGGAAUGGGACUGAGAGGGCAUUGGGGGAAACACAAUGAGAAGAGAUCUGGAAAUGGGAAGGGUUUGGAGAAAGAGUGAGAGAGAAGUCUCAGGGAAGCAGGAAGAUUGUUGUCAGUGUGGAUUGAAGAGGACGUUUGAACACAGACAGAAUCCUUUCUCAGCCCUUUAACCAAACCAACAACAAAAAGCUCAGGGCGAUGGACGUCUUCAACACCAAACACCUGGCCAUGCAGGCACAGAAGAAGCUCCUGGGCAAAAUGGCCUCCAAGAGCGUGGCCAGCAUAUUCAUCGACGACACGAGCAGCGAGGUGCUGGACGAGCUGUACCGGGUGUCCAAGGAAUUCUCCCACAGCAAGAAAGAAGCCCAGAAGGUCAUCAAGGACCUGAUCAAGGUAGUCAUCAAGCUGGGCGUGCUUUACCGCAAUCGGCAGUUCAGCCCCGAGGAGCUUGCCGUGGUGCACCGAUUCCGCACCAAGGUCCACCAGCUGGCCAUGACGGCGGUCAGCUUCCACCAGAUCGACUUCACCUUCGACCGGAGAGUCCUGGCUGGGAUCCUGGGCGAGUGCCGAGACCUCCUGCACCAGGCCAUCGGCCGACACCUGACCGCCAAGUCCCAUGGGCGAGUCAACCACGUCUUCAACCACUUUGCGGACUGCGAACUGCUGGCCGCCCUCUACAGCCGCGCUGAGCCCUACCGCACGCACCUCCACAGGCUCAGCGACGGGGUUAACAAGAUGCUGGAGGAGGGGAGUAUCUGACCUGGACUGGAGAGGGAGGGAGUG
This is a messenger RNA of Callorhinchus milii (elephant shark), 878 nucleotides long. It is a transcript of the gene tnfaip8l1, whose product is annotated as tumor necrosis factor, alpha-induced protein 8-like 1. Gene Ontology annotation, biological process: regulation of apoptotic process. The transcript is spliced from 3 exons. Bases 294 to 854 code for a protein of 186 amino acids. Gene Ontology annotation, cellular component: cytoplasm. NCBI's taxonomy places the organism in Eukaryota, Metazoa, Chordata, Chondrichthyes, Chimaeriformes, Callorhinchidae. The record is from RefSeq and is a predicted model, not a curated record.